Drosophila subobscura is the source of this 12690-nucleotide messenger RNA. RefSeq names its product cytoplasmic dynein 2 heavy chain 1 (gene btv). Gene Ontology annotation, cellular component: dynein complex. Gene Ontology annotation, biological process: microtubule-based movement. The transcript is spliced from 24 exons. NCBI's taxonomy places the organism in Eukaryota, Metazoa, Arthropoda, Insecta, Diptera, Drosophilidae. The record is from RefSeq and is a predicted model, not a curated record. Gene Ontology annotation, molecular function: ATP hydrolysis activity; dynein light intermediate chain binding; dynein intermediate chain binding. Bases 10 to 12672 code for a protein of 4220 amino acids.
CAUCUCAAGAUGAGUCAGCGCACUAAAUUCAUUAUAAAUACAUCGGUUGAGUACUUUGCAGCUCGCAUGCCGGGCACGGAGCUGGAUGAGCAAACAGCCACUAUACUGGAGUUUCUGGAGCAGGAGGAGCACACGGUUAUCUCGGCCGUGCAUAAUAAAUCCGAUGGCAAAAUCAAAUUUCACCAUCGCAUACCCAACGACGAGGUCUGUUUGCUUUUCUACAAGGUGCCGCAGGUCGGCGGUGGCCAAGGAGGAGUCCCGCCCCCGCCAGCAGCCUCCGCUGAGCCCCUGCUGGGCAUAUUAACACUGGAGGGUGGCCUGGUUAAAUCCAUUUACAAUUCCGUUUCCCGUGUCUACUCACCCGCCGUCGCACGUCGCAACGAGUACGGCCCCGAGUUGAGUGGCCUCCUGGAGAAUUUGCACGUGUCGUUGGGAUCCAGUCUGGGACUGCCACAGAGCGGCAUUAGCAGUCUAAAAGAUGAAAUUAAAUAUUGGAAACAAAAGCUGGGUCAGAAAUCUAGCUCUCGCUUGGACCGUGAGGCAGCGCAAGUGUUUAUUGGCGUCCUGGAGAAUAUAGAUAAGCAAAUCGGCACAAUAGAUGGUGGAAAUCCCAGCAGCACCAUUGAGGAGUUCCUCGACCAUGCCCACAACAAUCUGGACGAACUGUGGCGACUGCCCUACAACUAUUCACAGCAGCGAAUGGCCGAUCUGCUGGACAUCAUUGGCAAGCGGCUGUUGGAGGUCUGCCUGACUCAACUGCUGGCCGAGGACAUCUGGAGUUUGAAUUCCUACCAUGUAAACAGCCUGAUGAGUCAGAGCAUUGACACAGUGGACGCUUGGAUACAGCUGUGCGACUCGCUGACGCGCCUCUUCUGGCCCAACUACGUGAAGCAUCCGUGGCUGGGGGAGCCGCAUGUGCCCAAGCGCGGGCAGCAGUUCAAGGAGCGCCUCAGCGAGAUUCGGAAUAUUAAGCAGUUGUACAAGCAAAUAGCCACACUCCUGGACGAUGCAGAGCUGCAGGAGAUGUUCCAGGAGCAGGCCCCAUUCACUGACUUUAACAUUUUCGACACCUCUGGCAACGGACAGGCCAAGUGGCACAAGGCCUUGCAUCACUUUGAGCAGGUGUUGCAGCCCAUCGAUGAACGGAUUGCGGCGGCGUUGAAGGCUCAGCUGCAUAACCAUUUGAGCAAUCCGCGGCAGGUCAUCUUCAUCUUCUCGAAAUACGAGACGCUGAUACAGCGGCCGGCGGUGCUGGAGCUGCUCUCCAUCGAGCGCGAACAGUUCCUGCAAUCGCUGCACAUUCUGCUGCAAGAUCUGCGAAAGGCCAUGACGGACACGAACAUGGAACCGGACACGGGGCAUCUGUCGGUCAUCUGCAACGAGUGCCGCUGGCUAAAGGUGGUGCAGUAUCAGAUACAGGAGAUCGAGAAGGUCAGCCAUCUGAUCAGCGGGAGAGAAGGCUUCGAUAAGAUCAACAAAGCUGUGCAGGAGAUCAAGGAGGAGACAGAGUCGCUGCUGCGUACCAACUUUGAGAUUUGGUCGGGCCAGUGCUCCACAGCUGUGAAAAGUGGCGAGCUCAGACUGCGCGAUGAUCAGGCUGUGGUAAAGUUCGAAAAGGAGGGCCGCCAGCUAAUGCGCGUCACGUUCAACCCAAAGUUGGUGACCUUCUGCCAGGAUGUGCGGGAGUUCGAGAAUCUCGGCUACAAUGUGCCACUGGAGCUUCGUGCCGCUGCCACGCAUGCGGCCAAGUACAUGUGCUACGCGCGGCGACUGCAGCAGAUUGCCACGUUCCACAAUACCAUUGGGGAUCGCAUGAUUCCCUGCCAGCGCCCGAUCAUGCUGAAGAAUGCCCUCGAGCUGCAGCGGCUGGUGCAGAGCGAGACGGUGGCCUGGCAGGACGAGAGCUCAGUGCAGCGCUACGUGAAUAUUCUGCAGGCAGCUGUGUCUAAGCUCUCAGCGGACAACACGCUCCUUGUCGGCUACCACGAGCAGGCCAAGCGAACGGUGAUGAAGCUCAUGGCCACCGAUUUGCUGACACAGAACCAAAUCUGGAAGGACGAACUGCGCCACUUGCGGGAGCUGUUGGCCACGUUGGAGCGCCAGGGCUACACCCAUUUGGAUGCCUUCAAGCUGCACUGGGACCACCAGCUGUACAAAGUGCUCGAGUAUCAGUACAUCCUCGGCCUGCUGGACAUGAACAACAAGCUGCCGGACAUCCACAUCAAGCUGGUGCUGCGCCAGAGGGAACUGUGCUUCAGUCCGCCGGAGGAGGAGAUACGGGACCUGUACUUUAGCCAGCUGCGACGCUUCAUCGAGCGACCGUGCAACUUCCACGGGCUGUCGGAGCACAGCUCGGAGCUGUUCAAGUCCAUGGUGACGGUUAAUCGGCAUCACUUCGGGCCGCUGUACAAGCGGGCAGCGGAAUUGUUCGACAAGCUGGAGGAUUUCAAGACCAUCUGGCUGCCAUGGAUUGCACUGGGCUGUGUGGACGUGGAGCAGCUGUGCGGCAUCCACCUGAACGAGGCGGAUGACUGGGAUCGCAAUUUCCGAGCGUGCAAGCACUUCAGCCAGCAGCUGGCCAAGCUGCAGCAGGCAGAGGAGUCCAUCGAUUGCUUGGUCAUCAAUGUGCUGCCCCUGCGCACCGACAUUGAGUUCAUCAGCCGACGGUACUGGGAGUCGUUGUCCAACAGCCUGCGCUCCUCCAUCCUCACCGAUGUGGGCGUGGUGCAGGAAUUUCUGCAGAAUGCGCUGCAGUUUCUGCAGAACGUGCCCAUGGACGAGGGCAGCAUCAGUCAGUCGGGCAUGAAGUACGAGAAGAUCAUGAGCGAGCUGCCGCAGAUCGGAGCUACGCUGGAGGUGGUUCGGGCCAAGGAUGCCUGCCUGGCGGGCUGGUGCAAGGAGCGGGUCACAGCCCUCUCGGGCAUCCUGCAGCAGUGGGAGCAGCUUCAGCCGCUACUGGAGAAUCAUGCAGUGAUCCUGCAGCGUCAAGUCGAUAUGAUCAAGAACCAGGCGCAGACGCAGCUGCAGAAUCUCCGAAAUGAAGCCGAAAAGUUUCUGCUGCGCUGGGAGUCCACCAUUGCCGAGCUGGAGGCCAACGAGCAGUCCACUCUGGAGGUGUUCAAGGAGCGCCGCCAGCACUGGCAGCAGCUGCAGACCAAGAAGCAGCAGCUCCUGGAUGAAUGCUCCAAAUUCAACAUGGAAUUCCCAGCGGACAUGCUGCAGCCCUUUGCCGAGAUCGAUGGCCAAAUGGAGCGACAGUCACAACAGUGGCAGGUCUACGACUCAUUCCUCAGUGAGCUGCAGCCCAUUCUGCAGGAGGAGUGGACCAUCUAUCGGCGACGUCCCUAUGUGCUCAACGAGUUCAUUGCCAAGUGGGAGGGCUCCGUGCACGCCUCCAUCGACCUGCCCUCGAAGCGCAUUCGUCUGCAGGUGGAGCGCCUCCAGUUGGCCCUGCCCGUCCUGCAGCAGCUUCAAUCGGAUGCGUUGAGCGAACGCCAUUGGGCGAGGAUCUUUCAGCUGCUGCAUCGCAGUCAAUCGAAGCCCUUGCACUCGAUCCUCCUGCAGGAUAUCCUCGAGGAUAUGGAUGCCCUGCAAGCGGCUGCCGCAGAGAUCGGCAGCAUUGUGCGGCAGGCAUCCAGCGAGCAGAUCGUGCGGCAGGCUCUGAUCGAGCUCGAUCAGUGGGCAGUCACAGCUCAGCUGAAGCUCAUCGCGCGCACCGACGCCUCAGGGCAGACUGUGUCCCUGAUCAAGGACUACCAGGAGGUGCUCAACAAGAUUGGCGACAAUCAAUCGCUGCUGCAAUCGGCCAAGAACUCGGCAGCCUUUGACAGCUUCUCGGACCAAGCAGAGCUCUGGGAGAGUCGCCUCAAUACGCUCGAUGCACUGCUCACGAGUCUAAGUCACUCCCAAAGACGUUGGGUGUAUUUGGAGCCCGUUUUUGGCUCGGGCACUCUGCAGCAGGAGCAGUCGCUGUUCAAGCGCAUCGACAAGGACUUUCGUUUCGUGAUGCGAGAAAUAGAAAUGGAUCCGCGGGUCACUUCGCUGAUUAAGAUCAACAACAUAAGCACCAUAGUGCACGCCUUGGAGACCCAAUUGGCCAGAUGUCAGCAGAAUCUGAUGAGCUACAUAACCGACAAACGCAACUCCUUUCCGCGCUUCUACUUCCUCGGCGACGAUGAUCUGUUGGAGCUGCUGGGGCAGGCCAGCAAGGAUGCGGACGUCAUACAGCGGCAUAUCCGUAAGCUAUUUCCUGGGUGUCAUAGCCUGAGCAUCCGACAGGCUGCCACCGAUGCCAAUCAGUUCUCCAUUGUGGCCGUGCACAGUGCCGAGGGCGAUGAGCUGCAGCUAAGCCAGCCCGUGGAUAUGAAGGGAGACAUAGAGCGCUGGCUGAAUCAACUUGUCACGUCCGUCCAGGAGACGCUGCGUGCCCAGAUCCACGAGUGCUACUCGAACACCAACGCCAACAGCGACAACCUGAGCGAGCAGCUGCUGAGGAAGUAUGUCAGCCAGGUGCUGGCCACGGCCCGGGCUCUGCACUUCACGCGCCAGGCGGAGCAGGCGAUUGGCGGCAUGGCGCUGGCAAAGCUGCAGCAGCAGCUGAAGGCGGAAAUUGCCCAUCUGGCGGCAAUGAAGCAGCGUGCCGAGAGCGGCAGCCUGAUGAGCCUUAAGCUGCGUGCUCUGCUCCUCGAUCUGGUGCACUAUGCCGGUGUGGUGGAGCAGCUGCAGCGGCACAAUGUGAUGCAUGUCACCGACUGGCACUGGCUGUGUCAACUCCGAUAUUACCUGGCACCCGCCGCAGCAGCUGGCAGUCGGCAGUCCGUGUGCGUUCGCAUGGUUUAUGCGGAAUUUGAAUACGCCUACGAGUUCUUGGGGCAGGCCAACAAGCUGGUCCACACUCGGCUGACCCACAAGUGUUAUCUCAUCCUCACACAGGCCAUGCACAUGGGCCUGGGCGGUAAUCCCUUUGGCCCAGCGGGCACCGGCAAAACCGAGUGUGUAAAGGCCCUCGGUGCGAUGCUGGGACGACUUGUGUUGGUUUUCAAUUGCGACGAGAAUGUGGACACCGAAUCGAUGAGUCUAAUCCUGACUGGGCUGGCCCGCUGCGGCGCCUGGGGCUGCUUCGAUGAGUUUAAUAGGCUGCAGGAGGCCACACUCUCAUCCAUAUCCAUGCUGAUACAGCCCAUCCAGAGUGCCCUCAAGGCGAAGUCCGACAGCGUUCAAAUUGGCGAGCGAAAGGUUCAACUCAACCAACAUUGCGGCAUCUUUGUGACACUGAAUCCCGCUGGAGCCGAGUACGGCGGACGUCAGAAGCUGCCUGGCAAUAUUCAGGCGCUGUUUCGGCCCAUCGUCAUGCAGCAGCCGGAGCCAGGAGAGAUUGCCCGUGUCAUGCUGUUCGUGGAGGGAUUUAAGGCGGCCGCAGACAUCGCAUCGCGCAUCGUGGAGCUCUUCGAUUUGUGUGGCAAGAUGCUGUCCGCUCAGCGACACUACGAUUGGGGACUGCGCGAGCUGAAGACGGUGCUGCUGGUGUGUGGCGAGGGACUGCGCGGACAGUUAACGAGCGGCUCUAAUGAGCAGACAGACGCUAAUGAGGAGCUGUCCGUUGUGGUGCAGUGUCUGCGCUCAUCAACCAUGUCCAAGCUGGCCCAACACGAUGUCUCGCGAUUCGAAAUGCUGCUGCGUAAUGUUUUCCCGGAAAUUGGCGCCUCGGAGACGGCGGCGACCCCACUUCAUCAGUCAUUGGCCGCAGCCGCCGGCACACUGGGACUCUGUCCGAGCGAGAGGCAAAUUGAAAAGGCUCUACAGCUGCAGGAGCAGCUCCAGAAACGCAUGGGCGUGGUGCUGGUGGGUCCGCCAGGUUGCGGCAAGUCCACCAUCAUGGCGCUGCUACGGCAGGCACUGACCUCCACGGGCAAGCAGCUGCGAGUGCACACCAUCAGCCCCAAGUCGAUGAGUCGCGUGCAGCUGCUGGGACGUCUCGAUGCAGACACGCGGCAGUGGCAGGACGGCGUGCUCACCCACACAGCGGUGGCAGUCAAUCAGGAGCCGGCCCAAGUGCACUCGUGGAUUGUGUGCGACGGCAGCAUCGAUCCGGAAUGGAUAGAGGCACUCAACUCUGUGCUGGACGAUAACAAACUCCUCACCCUGCCCUCGGGCUGGCGCAUACAGUUCGGAAAUAAUGUCAAUUUCAUCUUUGAAACGGACGAUGUGCGUCAUGCCUCACCAGCGACCAUUUCACGCAUGGGCAUUGUCAAUAUGAGCUACGACUACUAUCCCGCCAGAGAGAUCCUGCGCCACGAGCUGUCCAAGGAACCCUACGCUGAGCUGCUGCAGAGCUAUGUCGAUGGGAAUCUGAACUAUGCCAUGGAUUGGCUGGAGAAUCAGAAUUUACUGAGUCAACUUCCGGGGAUCAGUCGUGCCAAUCUGCUGCGUUCGCUGCUGCUGCAGCUGCACGGCUCUCAGUCUUUGGAGGAGUAUGUAGCCGCCACGCUGCGCGCUCUGUUCGGUUACAUGCCCAACGAUCGGCAGGCGGAGUUCGCUCAGCUGAUGCUGAAGCACGCCAAUUUGUAUGUGGCACAGCCCAAUCACGCGGAUCUCUGCUACUACGACACACAGCGCAAUGCCUUGGAGCAGUAUGCAGUGGAUGCCAUGGAGCGCCCAGAGAAAGGCAGCCAGCUCAUAGUCACCGCCUAUGUACAGUCCUACAUGGGCAUAUUGGAGAGUCUGCUCAAGGCGCCGGGCAACAGGACUCCCCCGUUCAUGCUGGUGGGUCCCAGUGGUGCGGGCAAGACGCUGCUCUUGCAGCAGGCUGUGCUGGAGCAUUCGGGCUAUCAGCUGGCCACGAUCAACUGCUCGACGCAGCUCACGCCCAGCUAUGUGCUGCACACACUGCGCACCCACUGCGUGACGGUGAGCGGAGUGCGUGGACGGGAGUACAGGCCGAAGCAGGCGCGUCUGGUGCUGUUCAUGAAGAACCUGGACCUCUGCCAGCUGGAUGCUUGGGGUGCCUGUGAAAUUGUCGAGCUGCUGCUGCAGCUGGCACAGCGUGGCGGCUUCUAUGCCGAGAAUCUCGAGUGGAUUAGCGUGAGCGGAUUGCAAAUCUGUGCCUCCAUUAGUGAAAAUUUGAUGAAAAUUGCACCGCGCUAUCUGGCGCUCAACCAAUACGUGCGUGUGGCACGUCCCACAUCCUCGGACAUGCUGGCCAUCGUGGAGUGCCGCCUGGAGCCGCUGCUGCACGAGCACUUCAAGCCAAGGGGCAACGUUAAUUUGCAGCAUGUCAGCGAGUGUCUGAUGGAGUGCUUCGAGAAGCUGCAGGCCACGCUCACUCCCAUGGGUGUCGGGGGGCAGGCGCACUACCAAUUCAGUCCGAAAUGCAUCAUGAAGCUGCUCGAUGCACUCGUCUUUUAUCCCCCCAACGAUUUCAAUGAGGCCCUCUACUGCGAGCUGUUGGGCAUGUUCAGGGACCGUUUGGUCAGCGAGGAGCAUGUGCAGCAGUUCGAGGCGAUACUGAAGCAAACGAUGCGCAAAUAUUAUGGCAAAGAGAAGGUGUUCUUUGUGCCGAAGUCGGCCAAGUCGAAGGGUGUGCUGCAUGGCCUGGCCCAUGAUGAGUGGCUGGAGGAGGUGCAGAGACAGGUCACAGUAUGCAACACCGAAAGCUACAGCAUUGUGGCACCCAUCACGGAGGAGCUGCUGCAGCACACGGCCAAAGUGGCGCGCGUUUUGUCCCGCCAUGAUGCCCACAUGCUGAUUAUGGCACAGGCUGGCGGCCGCCACUUGGAUGCCAUUUAUGCGGCGGCCACCAUGCAGCAGGCCAAAGUGUUGACGCUGCAGGGAGGCCCAGCGUAUGACCUCGCAGAGUUCUACAACGAUCUGAAGAUGGCCAUGCAAGUGGCUGCCAUGGAGCAGCAGAUGAGCUACUUGCUCAUCGAGCAUUGCUGGCUCUCGUAUGUCCCAGAGAUACUGAAACCCAUUGAGGCGCUACUCGAGGGCAGUGAGAUCUUGGAGCUGUUUGGCGACGACCUGGAGGCGGUGGCCAGCACUCUGAAGCAGGCGGCACAAUUGGAGGGUUAUCAGGAGUCGCUGGGAGCGUACUUCAUGAAGCGUGCCCGAGAGCAUCUCCAUCUCAUUCUGGUGCUAGAUCCCAGCAGUCCCAAGGUUCUGGACUACUUCAACAGCUGCCCGGCGCUGCAUCGGCAAAUGGAUUUACUUUACGUGCGUACAGAGUCCAGGGAAACUCUGAGCAUGCUGCCGAAGCAGUACAUUGAACUGCUCAACGAUGCAGCAGCUGGUGGCAGUGGCCGUGGCAAGGUGCCCGUUUGCAGUCACUUCACGGACGUGGCGGAGGAGUUGCCGCCGGAGCAGCCGCCACAACGCUACUACCAACUCAUCGCCAGCUACUACCACAUGUACAGCAAUGCGGCGGCGGAGAUUGACCAGAGAUUGGGCAAGCUGCAGCUGGGAGUGGACAAGCUGGCCUCCGCCCACGGACUGGUGGACACUUUGAAGUCCAACGCGGCAGCGCAGGAGCAGGCGUUGGGGGAGAAGCGGCAGCUGGCGAAUGAUGCACUCGAAAUGAUCUCGGCCACGAUGCGGAACGCCAACGAUCAGAAGUCGAGCAUGCUGGAGCUGAAGCAGCAAACGCAGCAGAGCAGCGAGCAGCUGAAGCAGCGCCAGAAGGAGAUCCAGCAGGAGCUGGCCGAGGUGGAGCCCAUCCUAGCGGAGGCCAGCAAUGCCGUGGGGCAGAUCAAGUCGGAGGCGCUCUCGGAGAUACGUUCGCUGCGCGCCCCACCCGAGGCAGUGCGGGACAUCCUCGAGGGAGUGCUGCGCCUGAUGGGCAUACGCGACACUUCGUGGAACAGCAUGAAGACAUUCCUGGCCAAGCGAGGCGUCAAGGAGGACAUUCGCUCGCUGGAUCCCGCUCGCAUCAGUCCCGAAAACUGUCAGGCCGUGGAGAAGCUGCUGGCAGCCAAGGGCGAUUCCUACGAAUCGAAGAACGCGAAGCGCGCCUCGGCAGCUGCUGCUCCUCUGGCUGCCUGGGUGCAGGCCAGCGUGCGGUAUGCCCGAGUCAUUCAGAGCAUUAAGCCCCUGGAGCGGGAGCAGAACGAACUGCAGCGAAAUCUCAACGCCGCUGAGGACGAGAUGCAGGAGCUGGCCAGUGGCCUGGACGAUGUGGACAAGCGGGUCAAGCAGUUGUCGGCCAAGCUGCAGACCUACACGCAGGAGGCAGCCGUGCUGGAGCUGAAGCUACAAGAAGCCAGCGACACCCUGCAGGCGGCCGAGCUGCUGGUGGGCAAACUGAGCGCGGAAUAUGCCACCUGGAGCGAGCAACUGGCGAAGCUGAAGCGUGCCCACAAGACAUUGGAUGGCAAGACGCUGCUGCUGGCUUUGGCCCUCAAUUAUUAUGCGGGAAUGGGACUGGAUCAGAGGAGUUCCUCCCUGCAACGUCUGGCUGUGGACUUUCAUCUGCCGCCCGAUUUUAGUCUACGCCAGACGCUGCUCACCGAACAGCAGCAAAUCAUUUGGGAGAGCCAGGGAUUGGCGCGGGAUGCGCAGAUCAUUGAGGGCGCGGCACUCCUCAGGGAGAUGCUGUCGCUGCCGUUUGGCAGCUGUCCCGUGCCACUGCUGCUGGAUCCCACCCAAACGGCGGCCGAGUGGCUGAUGGCGUACCUAAAGGGCAGCGGAAGAGCCUGCGAGAUGGCCACGCAUGGCAACGAGCGACUCUCCUACCAGCUGGAGCUGGCAGUGCGCUUUGGCAAGACCUUGCUGGUCACGGACUGCGAGCAGUUGCGGCCGCCGCUGCUGCAAAUGCUGCAGGGACACAUCUACGUGCGGUUCAACAAGCGGCAGGUGGCAGUGGGCGCGAAGCUGGUGGAUCUGCACGAGAAUUUCCAGCUGGUGCUGAUAAGCAAGUCGCACCGAUUGGAGCUGCCGCAGGAGCAGCGCAGCCAAUUGAGUCUGCUGCGCUUCACGGUGACGGCAGCCGGACUCGCCGAUCAACUCAUGUCCAAGGCAAUUGUGCUGAAGAAUGCCGGGCUGGAGCAGCAGCGGAUUGAGCUGCUGCAGCGCGAGGGAGAUCUGCUGAAGCAGCGCAUGGAGAUGCAGGACAAGCUGCUGGAACAACUGUCCAAAUCGGAGGGCGACAUUCUGCGCAAUGAGCAGCUGCUGGCGAGCCUCAACGAGGUGAAGCGGAGCAGCGCCCAGAUCGAUGAGGCGCUGCAGAAGAGCGGCGAGGUGAAGGCCACACUGCUCGCGCAAUUUGGUGCCCUGAAGGAGCUGUGCACGCGGGCUGCCACGUUCUAUGCGGGCCUGAUCCGGGGCUACGAGCUGUCUGCCAUGGUCUACAUUGAGCUCUUCCUGGGCGCCCUGUCGAGGGACCAGCGCGACGAGUCGCAGUCGUAUGAGCUGCUCGUGAGGAGUGUCUAUCUGAAUCUAGCGCGAGCCACGCCGCGGGACAGCCAGCUGUCGCUCUCGCUGUGGGUCUGCCAUCAGGCCUAUCCCGAGCGACUCGCCGCCAAGGAGUGGGACCUGUUCGUGAACAACUUCAUGGGCAGCGCGGAUGGGAGUGUGCUGCUGGGGAAUCUGGGUCGCCUGCCCGACUGCAUGGCCCGAGAGGCGCAGCUGAAGCUGGCGCUGCUCGUGCAGCUGCUGCCCGAUCUGCGGCAGAAGCUGCAGCUGGACAAGGACUACAUCUGGCGUGGGUUCAUCGAGCGACAAACGGACGAUGUGCUGCCUGCCAUUGGGUCCAGUUUCCAUCGCGUGCUCAUCGCUCAGAUCUUCAGGCCCGACCUAAUGCUCCAGCAGCUGCGCAAAGUCAGCAGCGAUCUGCUGGGCAUCUCGCCCGAUGCAGCCACACAGCCCUCGGUGGAGCAGUUGCUGCAGCAGAGCAGCUGCGAUCGCCCCAUACUGAUGAUCAGCCAGGCGGAGAACGAUCCCACGACAGAGCUCAAGAAGUGGGGCAGCCAGAAGUACCAGGAAAUGGCCAUUGGCAGGGGCAGUGAGCGGAGAGUUCUCGCCGCCAUGCGCGAGGCAGCGGCCCAGGGCCAGUGGCUGUGCGUGAAGAACGUUCAUUUGGUGCCCGAGUGGCUCGGCCAGAUGGAGCGCGAGCUCAGCGAGAUGCCCAAGGCGAAGGAGUUUCGGCUGUGGCUGCUCUGCGAGUCCACCCAGGGAUUCAGCGAGUCGGCCAUCUACAAGUGCCUCAAAGUGCGCUACGAACAGCCGCGUGGACUCAAGCAGAUCGUGCUCCGUCUGCUGCAGAACUAUGCGGCCGAACAUCCCCAGGCGGCAGCCUCCAAGCAGCAGCAGCAGCAGCAGCCCAAGAGCCUCAAGAUGAGACUCGUGUUCUUCAUCCUAACUGCAGCCCUUCAGCAGCGGCGCCAGUACAUCCCCCAGGGCUGGUCAAAGUACUACGAAUUCGGAGAGGCGGACCUAAAGGCCGCCAUGGGCGUCCUCGGCUGGCUGGACACUCAGCUAAACUCGGGAAGAUGCGACUGGACGCUGCUGCAGCGCCUCAGCGAGGCUCUGGCCUAUGGCGGGCGCGUGAACAACCUCAGGGAUCUGGAGAUACUUCGGAGCUACCUCAACCAAUUCUGCUGUGCGGAUGUGCUGAGCAAUCGCUGGUCACCCCUGGGACUGGCCAUGUCCCUGCCCACCAGUGCACACCUGCAGGACUACUAUACAGCGCUGGACAAGCUGCCGGAUGUGGAUGAGCCGAGCAUGUACGGCCUGGCGAAUCAGGCGCAACAGCAAAGGGAAAUCGAACAGGCCCGAAGGGUCGUCAAGGAACUGCGAGGAUUGCACUAUGGCGGCGUCUCCGGAGAAGCCUCUGCUCCAGGCGAUGCGCACUCGAGUGAGCGUCAGAAGUUGGAGCAUCAGAUCAAACCGCUGCUGAGUCUCUGGCGCAAGCUGGCAGGCGCCUGCACCAUUGCCCAGACAUCGAAGGAGGCCAAAGCGGCCGGGGAGGACUCUCCCUGGUCGCUGUUUGUGCUGGCGGAACUGCAGCUGGGCGCGCAACUCUAUCGCACGGUGCACCAGACGCUGUCGCAGAUGCACGCCUGGCUGAAGGAUGCCCAUGAAGUGGAUCAGAGCAGCCUGCGAUCUCUGGCAGAACAGCAGAUUCCCCCCUCGUGGCUGAAGCUCUGGCCUGGUCCCAGCAGCAGCAGCGCCGUGGACUACCUGCGCGCUUUGAUGGUGCGUGCCCAGGCGGCGGAGAAGCGCUACCAGGAGCAACUGCAUCUGCAGUUUGCCGAGCAAAUCGAUCUGCUGCAUGUCUACAACUGCGAAAACCUCCUGGCCUGCCUGAUGCUGCUGCAGGCCCGCACCUUGGGCGUCUCCGUGGAGCGACUGGCCCUGGAGAACGUUCGCAGGUCUGGUGAGGACUCCACCAUCAUCCUGCAACUGUUGCCGCUCAAGAUUGAUGGGGCCAAGGGCUCUGUGGAGAAAUCGAAUCCCUUCUUUAUCACCUACAAAGUGAAGGAGGAGGCACAGCCCUCAAAAUAUGGCAACGGAAGCAAGAAUACCCUGUACCCCUCGAAAAUCAAAGAAUCAGCUCCGAAAUUACCCUUGUAUUCACGCGGAAGUCGCGACAAAUUAAUCUGCCACCUCCAUGUGGACAAUUUGGAGGGAACACCAGAACAGAUUCUGCUCGCUGGCACCGCCCUAAUCGUCGAUGAUUAUUAGAUUAAAGAGAUAUUAAAA